UGUGGACGGAUUGAUGAGACCUAUGAAACUCAUGAUCGUCGGUCUACGUUGCGCCUGUUUUACCCGCUUUGUGAUCGGGGGUUUGGCGGCUGUCCAAGCAUCUCAUUGGGAACCACGUUUCCCGUGAUGGAUUCUAGUAAUCAUUCAAGUCGAAAUGAUAUCGGUGGGUCUCAGAUGGUGAUUCAGCAGUAUGCCAGGUACCCAUCAACGCUGGAGUCCGCGCUGCAAAGUGCUUCUUCUCUGGGAAGUGCUCGAAGUCAAGCCGAAGCAGCAAAUCAAUCACCCCCGGUACACCGCAAAGGAACUCCACGGAGCCUGCAGUCGUCACCGAGAGGAAUGCGCUCUGCGAUACCUCCAUCUUCAGCUGCUCGGUCCGGACCGUCCAUGUCUCCACCUCUCUUGGAGGCCAUGCGUCAGCACCAGAUGAAGGAUCCCACGGAUCAAGCAGAAUCUCGAGUAUUGCCCUCUCGAGAUUUCACCGACGAGACAAUCGAUGAUACUUACGUUGCAUUUAUCUUGUAUUGCAAUCCUAAUGUUCCGUCUUCCGUUGAUACUUCAGAGCUGCGGAAGACGUUUCGCUGUCCUCCACGCAGCGAUGGCAAAAGCUUCAGUGUCUUCAGAUUAUUUGAGCUCAUCCGCAAACUUGAUAGCAGAGAGCUCAAAACGUGGAUUCAAUUGGCAAUUGAGCUCGGAGUUGAACCCCCUUCCAUGGAAAAGAAGCAAAGUACCCAGAAGGUUCAGCAGUAUGCCGUCAGGCUCAAGCGAUGGAUGCGCGCGAUGCAUGUUGAUGCCUUCUUCGAGUUUUGCAUGGGCCACCCCCAUGCGUACUACACCCAGCUUCCUCCCUCUGCCCCUUUCGUAGGCGAGCCCCGCGACGGCGUGCCACUGGAGGAAGAUUUGGCGCUGCGAGCUUUGGUUCCUCAAUGGAAGCCUAAGCGUGGCAGAAAGAGAGCCGAGGAAAGAGAACUCGAAGAGGAGAAAAUCAUCAAGAGGCCCCAACUGGACACUUCUGUAGCAGCAUUGCACCAAGGAACCUUUCAGGACCACUCGGUCACAUUUCCACAGAGCGCUAUUCCUUUCAGUGCAUUUCCUGAUGCCGAUGGUCAAGAUCCAUGGAUGACGGCAUCAUCAGCAUUCCCACAGGGCGGUUCAUCGGACCAGCACGGGCAGGAACUUCGUUGGAGGCUUCCGGAGCGAGACACGUCGCCCGCUAAUUACCCCCAGUCGGCCAUCACUCCCCGAGGAAACCAACCUGCUGAUGUUAUCAUGUCAGGUGAGCCAAUGUCCGCCGUCACACCGUCAUCCGGCAGUAGGGGUCGUACUCGACGGCGACAUGGCCCAGCUGUUUCAUCUGCUUGGCCGAGCAGCAAUGGCUCCUCGACUGGCAAAAGUCGAGGGAGGCCACCCAGUAAGCCAUCAACAUCGGGAUCAUUCUCCACGUUUCAAGUCAACCCAAGCCGAGAACCCUCACAAAUCCCGCAUGUACCUGCAGUUCUAUCGUCGCCAUUUCCUGUUGAUCACAAUUCUUCCGCCCCAAUUCCAAACGCUUGCAGCGAGUCACCAACCCCGGCCAACAAUGGAAGGCCAGGUAAGCUUCAGUUACAGGUCCCUCAGCAUUUGGGAGCACCCGUGAGGCUUGCAACACCCCCAACACUUUUGAUCAAUGGUGCGAAUGGUGCAGAAAUUCACCAGGUUGAGGGAUCCGAGGAGCCUCGACAUGACAGUGUGGGUUCUAUUCGUGGCCAAGUAUUCGAGGGUACAGAUCCAAAGAUCCCUAUAGAUGAUAUUAUCCGCGCUUUAUCUGAAGAGCUUCUUCAAGCCCGCAUGACGGGACGGAUGGUACCCUUGAAUACGCAUGAAGCUCGAGGUUUGGCUUCGGCAAUGGUGACAAGCUUCUUGACCAUGCAUUCACAUCUUCCGCAUGGUCUUCCAUCUCGUCUCCUAGCUUUCCAUCUUGGCGUCAGUCAUCGCUUCGGACUUCCAGCACCCAACCCAGUGACAAUAAUUGUCAACGCUCAUCAAAGUUCUGCGAAUACCUACACUGGUAGCGGAAUGGCUAGCACUAAUAUUGGGACACGGUUCACCAUCUCGUUUGAAUACAACCGAUCAUGCCAUUUCUCUAUGCAGAUCGCGCUGGGAAAUCAAGGCCCAGCCACCGCAGACUCUUCUAACAAAACGCUUGAAGAUAAUGACGCAGAUGAGUUUGAUAUCGAGGAAGAUGACCUUGAACGUCCUGUCUCCGAGGCAAGCUGGAGACAACGGUACAUGAAGCUCCGGACACAGAUGAAGAAGAAGGAGCAAGCUUGGUCCCAGUAUAAACGCAAGAUCGUUGAAUCGGUCAUGGCUGAUAUUUGA
Molecule: messenger RNA, 2355 nt
Organism: Penicillium cinerascens
Lineage: Eukaryota; Fungi; Ascomycota; Eurotiomycetes; Eurotiales; Aspergillaceae
Gene: abp2
Product: putative ARS binding protein Abp2
Exons: 2
Molecular function (GO): DNA replication origin binding
Source: RefSeq, a predicted model, not a curated record